AUGCUUCCAUUAAUGUCUGAAUAUUCUGAAGUGGAAACAUGCAUUGAGUGUUCAGCUAAAACUAUGUUAAAUUUAAGUGUAACAUUUUGGUUCGCUCAAAAAGCUGUUCUUUAUCCAACUUCUCCAUUGUAUAAUGUUGAAAAGAAAGAACUUACACCAGAGUGUAUACGUGCUUUAACAAGAAUAUUUCGUAUAUGUGAUACAGAUAAUGAUGGUUAUUUAUCCGAUCGUGAAUUAGAAUCCUUUCAAACACGAUGUUUCUCAAUUCCAUUAACCGCACAAUCAUUACAUGAUGUGAAACAAUUAGUGAAACAAUCAUGUCCCGGUGGUGUUACAGUGAAUGGAUUAACUCAAAAAGGCUUUCUAUUCCUACAUUUAAUGUUUAUACAAAAAGGACGUCAUGAAACUACAUGGACUGUAUUACGUCGUUUUGGUUAUGGUAAUAAUUUGAGAUUAACUGAAGAAUUUAUCUAUCCAAAAUUUUGUAUUGCUUCUGGAUGUAGUACAGAAAUAUCACCAAUGGGACUACAAUUUUUAAAUGCAUUAUUCAAUAAAUAUGACUUGGAUCGAGAUGGAUGCUUGUCUACAGUAGAGUUAAGUGAAUUACUUGCCACUUGUCCAGAGGAUCAAUUAAAUCGUGUAACCGAUAUGGGUUUAUAUGUGGCAACAAAUUCAAUCGGUUGGAUUACACGUCAAGGAUUUAUGGCAUUUUGGAUGUAA
Molecule: messenger RNA, 720 nt
Organism: Schistosoma turkestanicum
Lineage: Eukaryota; Metazoa; Platyhelminthes; Trematoda; Strigeidida; Schistosomatidae
Source: the annotation of a GenBank genome assembly